GGAAAAUAACUCAUCAAGAACUACAGUUGUUAUAGUGGUGUCGGUUGUUGUUUCUGUUGUACUAAUCAUCUGCAUGUGUUUCUGCCUCUUCUAUUUAAGGGUCAAGAAGCCAAUGGACAAACUUGAAAGUGUGGAUGAAAUUAGUACUGCUGAUUCCUUGCAAUUUGACAUCGGGACAAUUAAAGUUGCUACGGACAACUUUCCUACUGCAAACGAGCUUGGAAAAGGUGGAUUUGGUAUUGUUUACAAGGGUGAGCUUCAAAAUGGACAAGAAAUAGCUGUGAAGAGGUUGUCCAAGGCUUCUCAACAAGGAGAUCUAGAAUUUAAGAAUGAGGUCAAGUUAGUGGCUACACUUCAACACAGGAAUUUGGUAAGACUCCUAGGAUUCUGUGUGGAAGGAAAGGAAAGAUUUCUAGUCUAUGAGUUUGUACCUAAUGCAAGCCUUGAAAAGUUCAUAUUUGAUCCAAACAAGAGUGCACUAUUGAACUGGGAAACACGCCACAAAAUUAUAGAAGGCAUCGCUCGAGGACUUCUUUACCUUCAUGAAGAUUCGCAACGUCGUAUUAUUCAUCGUGAUCUCAAGGCUAGCAACAUUUUGUUAGAUGCAGAUAUGAAUGCAAAGAUUUCAGAUUUCGGCACGGCAAGAUUAUUUGUACCAGAUCAAACUCAAGGCAGCACGAGCCGAAUUGUGGGGACCUACGGAUACAUGCCUCUAGAAUAUGUAAUGCGCAGACAAUUUUUAGUAAAAUCUGAUGUGUUUAGUUUUGGCAUGUUAGUUCUGGAGAUAGUGAGCGGUAAAAAAAAUAACUCUAGUUUUCAGGGAGAGAAUGAAGCUAGCGACCUUCUAAGUUUUGUAUGGAAAAAUUGGAGGCAGGGGACAACCUCAAAUCUUGUAGAUGCCACAUUAAAGGCCAGGUCAACAACUCAAAUAAUGAGAUGCAUCCACAUUGGAUUAUUAUGUGUUCAAGAAAGUGUGGCUGACAGACCAACCAUGGCUACAAUCGUCCUCAUGUUUAAUAGCCACUCUGUUACUUUACCAGUGCCCACAAGACCUGCAUUUCUUAUGCAUAGCACCAGAUCGGAUGUGUCGUCCCAAUCGGAAAAUGGUGUUGGUGUAACAAGAUCAGAUAGACAUCGAAGUAGCUUUGUCCAUGCCUCAAGAAAUGAAGCUUCAAUAUCUGAGCUAGAUGGCCUAUAACUUUUGAUGGAAUCUAGUGCAGCAUUUUGUUUGAAAUGCAAUUCUACUAGUUCAAGAUUCCCA
Messenger RNA from Carya illinoinensis, 1261 nucleotides. RefSeq names its product cysteine-rich receptor-like protein kinase 29. The transcript has 6 exons. NCBI's taxonomy places the organism in Eukaryota, Viridiplantae, Streptophyta, Magnoliopsida, Fagales, Juglandaceae. Gene Ontology annotation, biological process: protein phosphorylation. The record is from RefSeq and is a predicted model, not a curated record. Bases 74 to 1198 code for a protein of 374 amino acids. Gene Ontology annotation, molecular function: protein kinase activity; ATP binding.